Lottia gigantea (owl limpet) is the source of this 2064-nucleotide messenger RNA. RefSeq lists its product as hypothetical. Bases 96 to 1796 code for a protein of 566 amino acids. Gene Ontology annotation, cellular component: Golgi apparatus. NCBI's taxonomy places the organism in Eukaryota, Metazoa, Mollusca, Gastropoda, Lottiidae. The transcript is spliced from 11 exons. The record is from RefSeq and is a predicted model, not a curated record.
GUUAAGAUAGAAAACCGGUGACAAGCUCUUGUUAUUUUCAUUUCUUCCGUCCUACAAACAAGUGCCUUGAACAUUUCAUCAUAUAGAACAAUAAGAUGAGGAUAACUUUUCGACGACGAAACAAAUUUUGGACAUAUCUCACAUUGUCAACGUUUUUAUUUGGUUGUUAUUUUUUAUACAAGAAUUGGUCUGACUUGUCAAGUUGGAAAACAAAAGAUGAUGUCUUGUCCUUGAGGAAAAGAAGAUUCUUAGAGUAUCAGAAAAAUGAAGGAUCUCGUUCAGGACCAGGGGAAUAUGGAGAGCCAGUGCGACUUGAAGGAGAAGAAAAGAAAAGAGCUGAUGCUUUGAUGCCUAAAGAAGCCUUCAACAUUGUUGCAAGUGACAAGAUAGCCCUCGAUCGGGCAGUAAGAGAUGUUAGAGAUCCUAAAUGUAAAGCAAUCACAUAUCCAAAAGUUUUGCCUAAAGCCAGUGUGGUUAUAAUUUUUCAUAAUGAAGCCUGGUCUCCAUUGUUACGUACAGUACAUAGUGUUAUAAAUAGAUCUCCACCAGAAUAUUUAGAAGAAGUGAUAUUACUGGAUGAUUUUAGUGAUAGGCCUGAACUGGGUAUUAAACUAGAAAAGUAUGUUGCUGAAACAUGGUCAGAUGGUGUUGUUAAAAUAGUUCGUACUAGUAAACGAUGUGGAUUAAUUAGAGCUAGAAUUGAAGGUGCUAAACCAGCAACUGGAGAUGUUUUAAUAUUCUUAGAUUCUCAUUGUGAAGCAGGUCCUGGCUGGAUUGAACCCUUACUGUGGCGUAUACAACAAGAUCGCCGUCAUGUCUUGUGUCCAAUUGUUGAUGACAUCUCAGAUACAACCUUGGAGUUCUCUAAAAAUGGAGGAUAUAGUGUUGGUGGUUUUACAUGGAGUUUACAUUUCACAUGGCGAACUGUUCCAAAGGAAGAUGUUGAAAGUCGAAAAUAUACAGAUCCAGUUCGAUCGCCAACAAUGGCCGGCGGAUUAUUUGCCAUCAAUCGAGAAUAUUUCUGGGAAAUUGGUUCUUAUGAUCCAGGAAUGGAUGUUUGGGGUGGUGAAAAUCUGGAAAUUUCAUUCAGGGCAUGGAUGUGUGGAGGAAGGUUAGAGUUUAUACCAUGUUCACGAGUUGGUCAUAUCUUUAGAUCUAGUCAUCCUUAUACAUUCCCUGGUAAUAAAGAUACACAUGGUAUUAACUCUAUGAGAUUAGCUGAAGUAUGGAUGGAUGAGUAUAAAAGAUUAUUUUACACUCACAGAAAAGAUUUAUUAGGUAAAUAUCCUGGUGAUGUAUCAGAAAGAAAAGCAUUAAGAGAAAAAUUACAUUGUAAAAGUUUUAAAUGGUAUUUGGAUAAUGUCUACCCUGAAAAAUUUAUUCCUGAUGAAAACGUUCAUGCUUGGGGCAUGAUGAGAAAUCCUAGCAGCAACAUUUGUCUUGAUACUUUACAAAGAGAUGAAAAAGCAAUAUUUGAAAUGGGACUGUUCCAUUGUCAAAAUGGUGUUAGUGCAAAUCAGAUAUUUUCCUUUAGUAUAGAGAAUGAAAUAAGACGUGAAGAGGGUUGUUUAACAACUCAAGGUGAAAACAACAGUGUUGUGAAAUUAGAACCAUGUAAUAGACAGAAAGCAACUCAGAAAUGGAAACAUGAUAAGGAAUCAGGAGCAGUGGUACAUGAAAGUUCUGGCAAGUGUUUAGAUAAGUCAGAUAUCUCUAGUGGUAAAACUGUUAUAGUUAAAGACUGUAAAAAAGGAGAAGACUCUCAAAGAUGGGUAUUUGAGCAUUAUUUAGAUUAAAAUAAUUCAUCUACUGCUGCAUUCCAGAAAAAAAACUUUUUUGUUGGUGACAACAUCAGUGCAAUUUGGAUCAAAAACAUCGUCAUUUUGAAUAUUUUUUCAUUAAACAUUGAAGUUUUUCAUCUAUCACCUGACAUAGUUUCACAAAAACUCCUGAGAAGCCAUUAGAGUAACAAUAAAUGACAAAAUUCCAGGUUGUAUCAAAAUGUUUCUUAACAUCAAAGUUUUUGUGAGUUUUUUUUGUUAGCUCCUGAUCUUAGCUACUCAC